Messenger RNA from Oncorhynchus tshawytscha (Chinook salmon), 2023 nucleotides. RefSeq names its product zinc finger CCHC domain-containing protein 7. The transcript has 8 exons. Gene Ontology annotation, molecular function: nucleic acid binding; zinc ion binding. Lineage: Eukaryota; Metazoa; Chordata; Actinopteri; Salmoniformes; Salmonidae. The record is from RefSeq and is a predicted model, not a curated record. Bases 756 to 1916 code for a protein of 386 amino acids.
GGAGAAAUAAAACGAGGACAAAUGUCACAAUAUACAUGUAGGCUGUAGUCAAUAAACACAUCUGGAGAUAUAGGGGGCCAUUUAUAUCUAUGAUAGCCUAUCAUUUUACAGUCUCCUCAAUUUUACAUUCCCCCCUCCCCCAUAGCAAAUGCCCCGUAGUGAACAUUUUCACAUUUUUAAAGCCUAUUUAAUUCAGCAGGUCAUUGGUGUUGAUGACAGGAUGUACAUCUGUUAAGUUAGCUAUCUCCGUUUACUGAUCGUGAUUUACCUCUUUGUCUUUCUGCCUGUUGCUGCACGCAUCAGCCAACCGGACCCGAAUAUUGACGACGGUGUAAUCAACUGUUAAAUCAAAUGUGAUGCUUUUGUAGCAGUAUUGUUGAUAUUUAAAAACGAAGUAUAGCUCCAAACACUCGACCGGUGACUGCAUCUCUCAAGGCAUGGUAUGUUUGGAUACCGGGCGCAAUCUUUUCCGUACAGGCCCAACACAGUCUCACAAUCAAUUCGUGCAUAUAUGUACAAAAUGCAUUUCAGCAAAUUUCGUGCGUUUUUGUGCGUUUUUCUGGCUUAAUUCGUGAGAAAAGACACGAAUUUAUGUGCUUCUUAAUUCGUGUUGGAUGUGAGGCUGGGCUGACAGAACAGACUGCGGGGAGAAUUGCGCGAAAAUGGUGCACCCGAGCUCCGUACAGGGGAAGGCAGAUCAACAAGCAUAAACAACCGUAGGACAGCACAACAAGGGUGUUGUGACCUCCGUGGUGAUGUUCGGGGGCUACGCGGACAGGGCGGAGCUAGAGGAUGAGCUGUACGCGGAGGAGUCCGAGGGGUCAGAGGGUGACGACAGUGAACUAGAGUUCAGACUCUACAGCCAACUCCACUACUCCUCUAACCCCGGAGAGAGGGAGGAGGUGGAGGAGGAGGUGGGAGACAGGCGCCUCUCCUCCAGCCACAGAGAGAAGGAGGAGGAAGAUGGGAGCAAGGCCAAACGACAGCAGCCACCCCUGUCACAUGAUCAUGGUAACAGAGAUCUACGGCAACACCUGUUGGGGGACACAGAGCAGAAUCAACAGAAAGUCAAACUGAAAACUCAACAGGGUAGGAAACAGCAGAGGGGUCUCCUCAAAGGUGACCCCAGACGUCAACGGUUGCUCCAGGAGGUCAUAGUCAUCGACUCGAGUCAAGAUGACGUCAUCACAGUGUCAGACAACACGGAGGAAGAUGACGGGGUGUGUACCUUGAAAGGUCAGAGGUUAAAGAAAGGACCCCCGCAGGCCUCGACGCCGGGACAACAGAGAAACCCCGCCCCAAAGAGGAGGAGCUCCAGUGUGGGCUCUGACUCGGUGGUGGUGUUGGACUCAGAAUCCGGAGCGAAGUCUGGAUCGGACUCUGACAGUCUGGAGAGCUGGAUGAUUCUAGGCAGCGGGAAACAAGAUGGAGACCAGGGCAUCAUACUGAACCUGGAGGGAGAAGGAGACAUUAAAGAUGGUGACGAGGGUACCUGGUUGAUAGCGGACAGAGACAGAGAGGCUCAGAUCGUGAACCGGCGUGGGGGCGGUCCUCCGAAAAAGCGGGUGGCGAAACGUUACUAUGCCGGCAAGAACGUCACCUGUCACAGCUGUAAGAAGACUGGACACCUCUCCAAGAGCUGCCCUACGCCCCCGGAGCCGUGUUGCGUGUUGUGCGGGGAACGUGGUCACACGAUGCCGUCGUGUCCCAGCAAACAUUGCAGGAACUGUGGUCUGCCCGGUCACUUGAACGAGGUGUGUGUCGUACCCAACCUCCGAUACAAAUGGUGUUAUCGCUGUGGCGUACAGGGACACCUUAACGACGCCUGCCCAGAGAUAUGGAGACAGUACCACAUCACGGUAAGUGUGUGUGUGUGUGUGUGUGUGUGUGUGUGUGUGUGUGUGUGUGUGAUAUAGACCUCAGCCUAAGAGAAAAGAGCAGCUUGUUUGUCAAUUAAAAGACGUGAUAAAGCAUGAAAUGGGCUGCCAACAACCUCACGGGACCAGACUGUGUCUGUGGACAG